Molecule: messenger RNA, 2639 nt
Organism: Haliotis rubra (blacklip abalone)
Lineage: Eukaryota; Metazoa; Mollusca; Gastropoda; Lepetellida; Haliotidae
Exons: 9
Coding region: 214-2082 (622 amino acids)
Biological process (GO): negative regulation of cell migration; negative regulation of G2/M transition of mitotic cell cycle
Source: RefSeq, a predicted model, not a curated record
AAAAGUACAAGAGCGUAACCUAAAUUCAUGGAUAGCCUUGAUCUGUUGAUCACGGUAAUUAUCAUGCUGUCUCAUGAAUUAAGUCUUGUAUGACGUACUUAUGAUGUACACACAAUGCCACAUCCCGCUGACAAAAUGUUCCAAAUCUCUGUAUUACACAACGUCUAGCAACCAUUUGAGCCUGUGUAUUCUCAGCUUGUGUAGCAGCCAGUGAUGGCAUCUAGGGAUGAAGAACUGCGGAGACAGUGCCAGGAUCUGCUGCAACGACUCAAGUUCCAGCAAAGUGAACUGAAGGUUAUGAUACCAAAUUCCUCAUCAACUCAUCAUCAGGAACCAUUAUCAAACAACCUGCACAGUCACAGAACUGAUUACAAGCCAGAGUACGCAAGGGACAAACUGAGAAGUGUAGUCAGAUCCACAGAGAGAGGAGACCAACAGCCCUCCUGUUCAGGUUACAGAUAUACAGGGAACCAAAAUAGGCCUUCAUAUACAAAAGUGUCCAAGUGUCUUCAAGAUGAAACAUCAAACAGGAGACAUGUUGGUGGUUCAGAGAGUGAAGGAUUUUCAGGGGUUAGUAGAGACGUCCCUGCAGUAGUCUCCUACACCACUGAUGAGAAUGUAUCAAGCGGACGAACCUGCUCUGGUAGAUACACCACUACACCCAGGACACGUCGCAGGAGAGAACUCAUCGACAGAAAUGUAAAGAUUGACAGCAGACUCAGCAACUCAGAGGAUGUUGACAGUGGGGACCGCCUGAACUUCAGCUACUCUGACGUGAUGGACGAUGACCUGACCUUCAUCAAGUCUGCCCUCAAUCAGUCACCGGAGGAACUCUUCCAGGAUGUGGCUGACCGGAGAGUCAAUGAUGACUGGGGAGCUGGGAAGUCGGACAGUGUGAGGUUUGAUGACACGCGAUGGGAGGACAGACAGGACAGGUCACUUCAGGAUGGAGUGUCAGGGGUGUCCACUGUGCCGUCUGCCGCGAUGGAUUCGGAAGUGACGUAUGCCAAGCAGCUGGUUGAUGAAGGCAACAACAAGGAGAUGGCGGGGUUUGUCCGUGAGACUGUGACAAGGCCCAGGUCCGUACUUACCAGCAAGGAUGCAUCAUUCUCGCGCAGUAGAAACAAGACGCCAACCAAGGUGAGUUUCCAUUCCACAUCUGACACAUCCAGCGUUAUCCGGCGGGAAUCUCAGAAGAAGAUGCUGGGAUACGACUGGAUCGCGGCGCUGCUGGACAAUGACAAGGACGCUAUUGAUGAGUCUGAGGCAUACUUCGAGGACCUAAAGGAGUUCCGCCGAGUCAACCGUGAAGAAUGUUCCAACAUGACAUACAUGGAAGGUCCUGUGUCUCUGGCAGCCACCAGUGAACCAUCACCGGUUGCCAAGGCCAUCUCCGACACCAAAGUGAAGCCCUACAUGGUGAAUGAGCGGCUGUUCACAGUGCCUAUCAAGAAGUGUCUGCUGGAGGACUUCAAGGGGGACACACAGGAGGAGGGGGAACAGAAGGAGCCGAAGAAAGACCCUACAGCUGAGGACCCGAGAUUUGUCAGGGUGAGUAUUCCUCGCUCCACCCUAGAGACCCCCUACCGCUUCAAACCACACCUCAGAAACAGCUUUGACCCCACAGAUUCCUGCGGACUAAGGGAGCACUGUCUCCUAGGGUGGGAGAACUCCCGACCAGCAAUGCUGCCAGCUGCCUCCAACCUCGGCAUCAGCGACUCUACACACGGCAUUACAUCCAAGAUGGCUACGACACUGGCUGAGGCAGAGCGACUAGCAAACUCGUACGAGUGGGCGUUCCCCCAAGCGACCACCCACCGGCCUGACAUGUUCCCCUCCUGGAGGAAAGGCUACCAGGACUCUGUAGUCAACCUGUCCACCGCCAAUGUCACACGACCUCUAGGGGGUGCCAGCUUGACCCAGUCCCUGGGGUCCUCCAGUCUGGGGUCAGCUGGGUCCGAGGGACUCCGGAAGACCACAAAUGAUCUGCUGAAUUCCACGUACUCCAUGAUGUACGAAAUGGAGAGGCUGAAGAGAGAGAGGGCACAGGAUCCGAAGAGCCAGGCCAAAGGUGUAGCAUAGGACAAUGUAGAAACAGUUAUUUAAAUGGAUUCUUGGGAUAUGGGGUUAUUAGUUUAAGCAAGAGUCUUCUAUUUGACAUUUUGUUGGUCGAAGAUAUUGCUAUUUUAAUUAGUAAGAAGAAUCCGAAUAUUUUAAGCCUGUAUAACUGUAACAGUGGUAUGUACCAGUAUGUUUGACUUAUUUACACGGGUCCCUAUGACAGGUCAUUGUAAAGUUACAUGAUCUGAGCUAAAUUCUGUUGAAAUGUGUGACAGGAUUAGGUUCCUGGGCCCCCUUCCUCAAAGCGAUCGUAGCGCUAAGAUGAUCGUAACUCCCAUACUUUAACAUAGACUUACGCCAGUCGUAGCGCUACGAUCGCUUUGAGGAACGGGGCCCUGCUGUGGACAGACGACACUACUGCAGGAGACUGGUUUAGACAGAGUUUGCUGUAGGGGGUCUUUAUGGCAGUGGCUCUCUGGACAUUUGACCCUUGUUGAUACUGCUGUUAUGUUGGGAUAUAUGUAACCAAAGUAGAAUGCUGACCAUUCCGUUUUUAACAAUAAAUGUGUUUAAUAUGG